GGGCCCUGCACUGGGCCUCGUGUUUGACUUGGAUCCCAUCCUCCGGAGCUGCCAGCAGGCAUGAGAGAGAAAGAGCCGGGCCCGCCCGGCUCCUGCCUGCAGCCUUCCCGGCGAGGGGCCGCCCAGGCCAGGCGCUGGGCCUGGGGCGAAGCGGGAGGGGCCUCCGCCUGCAAAAUAAAAGCUUGCGAGGUGCGGAAAGGCAGGCGCAGCUGCUUCGGCCGAGAUCCACGGCAUGGCGCUCCUCCUCUUGCCUAGCUUUCCCCUAGAAACCUGGAUCCUCGCCCUGGGCUUCCUGGCCCUUUUCCUGCUCUAUGGGAUCUGGCCAUACAGUUUCUUUAAGAAUCUGGGGAUUCCAGGGCCGAGGCCUCUGCCUUUCAUUGGAACCUUUCACAAAUACAGCAAAGGAAUCGUGCAUUUUGACCAGAGCUGUUAUCAGAAGUAUGGCAAAAUCUGGGGAAUUUUUGAUGGCCGGCAGCCAGUGAUGGCCAUUUUGGAUCCUACCAUCAUCAAAACCAUCUUGGUAAAAGAAUUCUACACCAACUUCACCAACCAUCGGGACUUUAUUUUGAAUGGUGACCUGGACACAGCAAUAACAAUCGCCCCCAACGAGCAGUGGAAGCGGAUUCGCACGGUUCUGUCUCCCACCUUCACCAGCGGGAGACUGAAGGAGAUGUUGCCCAUCAUCAAUCGUUAUGGAGAAAUGCUUGUGAAGAAUGUCCAGAAGAAAGUGGACAAUGGCAAACCCAUAGCCAUGAAAGAGAUCUUUUCCGCCUACAGCAUGGACGUAGUAACCAGCACUUCGUUCAGCAUCAACAUAGACUCCAUGAACAGCCCCAACGACCCCCUUGUUGUGCACAUCAAGAGAUUGGUCAGGUUUAACUUCUUAAGUCCAGUGCUGAUCCUGGCUGCUCUCUUCCCACUCCUUACUCCAGUCCUAAACAUGCUAAACAUUAGCAUCAUGCCUCCGUCUCUUGUCAACUUCCUCUUUGAUGUCGUCAAAAAAAUCAAGGAGCAUCGGCAAAAGAAUGAUCACAUGCACCGGGCUGAUUUUCUUCAGCUAAUGCUGGACUCCCAAAUUUCAGGUGACACCUCUGAUGAGGCAAAUUCACUUACAGCUUUGACUGACAAAGAGAUUUUGACCCAGGCCAUUGUCUUUAUUUCAGCUGGCUACAAGACAAAAGGCUCCACACUCAGCUUCCUCUCUUACUGCCUGGCCACCCACCCAGAUGUUCAGCAGAAGUUGCAAGAGGAGAUCGAUGAGGCUCUUCCCAACCAGGCGCCCACCUACGAAGCCGUCGUUCAGUUGGAGUAUCUUGACAUGGUGGUGAAUGAAACCCUCAGGCUCUACCCUCCUGGGGGGCGGAUUGAAAGGGUUUGCAAAAACACCAUAGAGAUUAAUGGAGUGACAAUCCCAAAAGGAACCGUGACCAUGAUCCCUGCCUUUGUCUUGCACCAUGACCCAGAAUAUUGGCCAGAACCAAAAGAGUACAGACCCGAGAGGUUCAGCAAGGAGAGCAGGGAAGCCAUCGACCCGUACGUCUUCCUGCCCUUCGGAGCAGGUCCCAGGAACUGCAUUGGGAUGCACUUUGCCCUCCUGGUCUUGAAAGUGGCUGUCGUGGUCUUGCUGCAGAAAUUUUCUUUCCGACCCUGCAAAGAGACUCAAAUCCCCAUGGAACUGGAUAGCAAAGGCUUCUUCAUGCAACCAAAAAAGCCCAUCAAGGUGAAGUUGGUCCCAAGAGGCAUUGCUGAUUCCAAGGAAUAGAGGAACUGGAUGCAGCAAAGAGGCGGCAGCUGCAUCCCUCUUUCCACAACUUUUUGUCUUCACCUCAUAUAGGACUAGUGACAUAAAUGGGCAGAGCCGAAGACUCUGUGGGAGAUAGGGGUGGGCAAGAUUUCAGCUGAAUUCGGAUUUACCACAGGAUUUUUCAAUGGCCCACAUAUUCUUCAUCUUUGCAGUGAUCCUGUUUGCUCCAAACUUCAGCAGCUUCCCACCAACACCAGAUUUCCCCCCCCUCAAGUAUUCCGUCAAAUAUAUUGUUCUUAUAUUGAUUUUACACAUAGCACAGUACAGGUCUUUCUCUCUCUCUCUGCCUCCCCCCCUCCACUUUAAUAAUCCAAGCAAGCCAAGCCUUUAAAUAGAGAUUAAAAGGCAAGCCUAGUCCUAGAGACUCUCUCCCACAUUAAGGACUCUGCACUUGCCAAGGAGGAGGUGGGGAUGAGGGAGCACUGAAAGCUGCGUUCCUCCUUUCCUUUCCAAAAAGAAAACAGCCAGUCUCUGCUUGCUAAUGUUAAAACUGACCAGACUUAAUUACAGCAGAGGAAGAGGAGGUGGCAAAGCCACUCUCCUUUCAAAAUUUUGGUAUUCCCUUCCAAAAUAUCAGUAUUAAUAUCAAUAUUUUAGUGAAAAUAAAACUGGUAAAAACAGCAGAUAGCAAAGAACAAACUCAAAUCCAUACCACCUGUUAGGUUGACGGAAUGCUUUCAAAGUGACACAGGCCAACGGAUCCCAUCCUUGGUAGCAGAUCACAUUUAUAUUUUUCCCAUACUUCCAGGAAAUAUAAAGAUGGCACAGCAGUCAGCACUCAAGAGCCCCCUCCAACUGCUAGUUUUUUGUUUGUAUGGAGCAUUUUAUUGGGGAGGGGUAUUCAAAAGACAUUUGACUGUAUAGAGUGGCCCUUGAAUUUCCAGCUAAUGAUUUACUAUUGACUUGGUCACCCGUAAGGUAUUAUUGUCCUAGUGCAAAGAUUACUAAGAUUACUAUGAACGGAGUCAUCAGGAUAAUUUCUUUUGAGAACUAUAAUUGCAACUAUAGCUGGUAUCAGUAGCUGCAGUUGACCCUAAGCAUAUCUUUUGCCAGGUGGCAAAUAGGAAAAACUGAACAAAGAACCAAAAAACAAGGGAGUCUCUACAUCCAUAGAUGAAUGGUUCACCUUCCCCCUCCUGCUCAGCUUCAGCUUGCAAUCCUGUACCUGCCUGUGUGAAAGUAAGCAGCAUUGAGCUCAAUGGGACUCACUUUUGAGUGGACGUGUUAUAGGAAUCUAUGAAAUCAAUAUUUCUUUUUGCAUUCAUUAAACUCAAGCUGCCUCUUCCUAUUCAUAUGUGAAAACUGCAUUACAUUUAUGAUUUGAUAUGUGAUUCAUUCAAACUGGAACACUUGUGUAACAAUGCAUUGCUUGAAUCAGAGGGAAAGGGACAUGAUUUUAAGUGUAUCAGUUAAGUACUUAAGAACAUAGUAAGAGGAUCCAUCUAAAGGCUCAUCUAAUCCUGGAUCCUGUCCUCGCAGUGGUCACCCGGAUGCCUAGGGGAAGCCCACAAGCAGGACUUGAGUGCAAUAGCACGCUCCGUACUUGUGAUUCUCGGAGGCAGAGCCAGCUGUCAUGGCUAGUAACCCUUGAUAGCCAUGAAUUUAUCUAAACCUCUUUUAAAGCUAUCCAAGCUGGUGGCCAUCGCUGCCUUUUGUGGGAGCAAAUUCCAUCAUUUAACUAUGCUCUGUGUGAAGAAGGAUUUUCUUUUGUCUUUCCAGAAUCUUCCAACAUUCAGUUUCAUUUAUUGUCCACCUCUCCCUGGCAGUUCCAUUGACAUAUCCUGAAUGAACUCCUGGGAUUGUAUUCCAGCAAGUUGUGUAGCUGAAUCAUUUUGAUGAAACAUUAUCACACAUAUUUGUCAUUUAAUUUUGUACUCCCCCCCACCAAGAUGAAGCAAUUCCCACGGAUGUAUCUAUGUGUGCAUUGCAUCAGGGUGAAGGAUUUAUCCAUCUUUCUAGAGGAAAUAAAUCUCGCUUCUUGCAUCAGCUCUUGGAAUUGUAUUCCAGUAACUUGCAUGGCUGAAUCAUUCUGACAAGAUGUCUAUCAUAAAAUGUUUUUUAAAAGUAUGGUUUUAAAUGGGAAUUCUUCCAACAACUAUGCUAUGCUAUGCUAUGCUAUGGCUGAAAAAACUAAUCUCCUAAUAUUUCCCCUGCAUUUUGCUUACCUCAGUGCCCUAGUUUCUCCACUGAUAAAUUCCAGAUGGCAUUCCAAAGCAACAGAAAUCCAUUAGCUAGAAUUAAGGAAUAUAUCACAUUUUUACAGUGCUCUUCAUUUGCAAAAAUGUGAUCCGGAAGCAAUUUUUUUCUUUAAAA
Molecule: messenger RNA, 4117 nt
Organism: Rhineura floridana
Lineage: Eukaryota; Metazoa; Chordata; Lepidosauria; Squamata; Rhineuridae
Product: cytochrome P450 3A24-like
Exons: 13
Coding region: 233-1762 (509 amino acids)
Biological process (GO): oxidative demethylation; steroid metabolic process
Molecular function (GO): iron ion binding; testosterone 6-beta-hydroxylase activity; oxidoreductase activity, acting on paired donors, with incorporation or reduction of molecular oxygen
Source: RefSeq, a predicted model, not a curated record